CUGUGUUGCUUUGUCUGUGAGAGGAAAUAUUUCAUCUCCUGCAGCAACAAUGAGUUCAGUUCAGGCUUUGAGAGAGUUUAUCAAGCAGCGACUAACUGCUGCUGCUGGAGAAAUAUUCACCGCGUUUCAACAAACUAUCGUCCAGUUCGAGGAGGAGAUUUAUCGACAGAGAGAACUUCUGGAAAUCAACUGGAAAUCUCAAAUCAACUUCCACAGAACAGAGAGUCCACAGCAACACAAUGGUAACCAGCAGACGAGCUCCAACCACUCUGUGAGAGACUUGACCACCCAGAGACUAACUGCUGCUGCUGAGGAAAUAUUCACCCUGUUUCAACCAACUGUGGUUCAGUACGAGGAGGAGAUUGGUCGUCAACGCAGGAUGCUGGAAAUCAGCUGGAAUCCUCAAAUCAAGUUACACAGAGCAGAGCUCCAACAGGACCAUGACUGCAGAGAGGAGCAGCUCUUUAAACAGGAAACAAACUACUAUCUAGAACAGGAUGAACCAGAACCUCCACAGAUCAAAGAAGAAGAAGAAGAACCAGGACUUGGUCAGUUUAAGGAGGAGCAGGAGGAACCAGAAUCUUCACGGAUUGAGGAACACGAGGAACUCAGUACCAGCCAGAAGGGAGAACGAUUUGUUCUGAAGUUUGAAAGUGAAACCUUUCAGGUUCCUUCUGUUGAGGAUCAAAGUGACCUGAGUGAAGCAGAAGUACCAGAGACUGAGCAGUUCCUCUCUCAGGACUCUGAAGUCCACCAUGUGAAAAGACACAUUGACUCAGAAUCAACAGGAAAUGCAAAGCUGAAAAAACUCAACAUGUUUGAUAGAAACAGUGUGAACAACUUUCAUGUUUCAGAGAAGCAGGAUGAAUGUGAAAAGCUUCUUUGUAAAGAAAUGUGUGUGAAAACUGACCAUAAAAAACAUCAGUUAUGUCAGAAGGUCAGAAUGGUCACUGAUGAGAAGAUACUUUGUGAAACAUGUGGCAAAAGUUUCAGGCACCUGAGUUGUUUGUUGGUCCACAAGAGAACUCACACAAGUGCAAAGCCUUAUUCUUGUGAAACUUGUGGCAAAAUUUACAGGAAGCCGAGUCGUUUGUUGGUUCACAUGAGAACUCACACUGGUGAGAAGCCUCAUUCUUGUGAAACAUGUGGCAAAAGUUUCACUAUACACAGUUCUUUGUUGCGCCACAAGAGAGCUCACACAGGUGAGAAGCCAUAUUCUUGUGAAGUGUGUGGCAAACGUUUCAUUCAACAGAGUAAUUUGUUGUUCCACAAGAGAACUCACACAGGGGAGAAGCCUCAUUCUUGUGAAAUACGUGGCAAAAGUUUCAGUUAACGGUGUGAUUUGAAGGACUGUGAUGGAGUCACUCUGAAGGUGGCCGCGGUGCAGCGCUGGCACUCAUUAAACCUCUCAUUAACAGUCACCUGUGUCUUUUUUCCGUUCGUCUGCUCCGUUCCCCGCAUAUUUGGACGUUAUUUUUCACCACAGUAGUCGUGGGUGCACACUCGACCACUGCCAAAUCAUCCUCCUGCCAUUAUCUUUUCACCCUACAAACUUUUCACCAGUAUUCACGUCCCAUUCGCAUCCUCCCACUGGCAAA
This is a messenger RNA of Salarias fasciatus (jewelled blenny), 1598 nucleotides long. RefSeq names its product zinc finger protein 182-like. Gene Ontology annotation, molecular function: RNA polymerase II cis-regulatory region sequence-specific DNA binding; DNA-binding transcription factor activity, RNA polymerase II-specific. NCBI's taxonomy places the organism in Eukaryota, Metazoa, Chordata, Actinopteri, Blenniiformes, Blenniidae. The record is from RefSeq and is a predicted model, not a curated record. Gene Ontology annotation, biological process: regulation of transcription by RNA polymerase II. The transcript is spliced from 4 exons. Gene Ontology annotation, cellular component: PcG protein complex; chromatin; transcription regulator complex. The coding region runs from base 50 to 1333 and encodes 427 amino acids.